CCCUACUUUCAGUUCAGUGCGCUACUGUUCUUGAGAUGAUCAAUCGAAUUCUACCAGCAAUUUGUUGUGAAGAAAUGUGAUUUAUGAAAACAGCUUAAAAAGAAACUACCUCUAGCGAUCAACCAAUCGCGUCGGAAGUCAAAAUGAGUAAAAAAGCACACGGAGCUACAGCUUCAAUUGAAUGCUCCUCUUUGGACUUGGUUGAAGCUGCUAAAGCAAAACAAAAUGCUAUAAGAGAACGCCUAGCUGCAAGACGUGAAUUUUUGGCAUCAAUUACCAACCAAACAAAGGAUAUAAAUCCAGCUUCCUUUCUGUUAACGAAUAACAAUUGGGUUGGUUUAUUUAACAAGACAUUUGGUGUUAACUCAACUGCAGCUUCACUUAUUGAAUAUGCAUUUAAAAAGAUACGUUUAGAUAGUAAUUCGACAGAUGUGCAUGAAACACUUCCAAAUAAUAUCCAAUGCAAUGUGCCUUCCGUAUCUGAAACAUCCAAUUUACGAACUGAUAGCAGUUCUAACGAAAAGUGUCCACGGGAUAAAUCAAGUUUAAAAUUCUCUACCGCCAGCUUACAACAACCAAAUAUAACUACCAGUUUAACUGAUUCAUCGAAAUCUGCUGCAACCCAGGGUUCAGUGACUAUACAAUCAAGUGAACAGUUCAAAGAUCAUAGCCAACGGAAAUCAGAUGUAUGCUCAGAGAAGAAAACUGUAGAUCUUAUAAACAAAGUGGACCCAUCGAAGGUCACCAUUCCCAAACAUUUGCGAAAUGAUACAACACAAGACACAAGAAAUAAACUAGCGGAAAAUAAACUUAAAGAAGACGGACAAAGGAUAGAGCUUGAACUGGAAAAUCUAUUGGGAGCUGAAACUACUCGUGAAAAAGAAAGCAAACGCAUCCGAGAAGAGGUUAUGGAAUUGUUGAAUAGACAGACUACUAAGGAAAGAUUCCUCACAGAGCGUUUCCGAACUCAGGGAGGUAGUCAAGUACAACAGUUUUGUUCACACGGUACGCGUAUUGAAUGUUCUAAGGUUAAAGCACGUACUGGUGAUAAAGAAAAGUGUACAAAACUACAUUUCCGUAAAAUUAUCCAUCCACAUACUGACGAAUCUCUUGGAGACUGUUCAUUUCUCAAUACAUGUUUUCACGUAGACACUUGCAAGUACGUCCAUUACACAAUCGAUUAUACGGGCAGUAUUCACGCAUCACGUUCAGCAAAUGAGAAUUCAUUAAAUACUGGUCGAAAUAACAACCGUGUGAUGAAUGGGAACUAUGAGACGGGAAAAUCACAAACUAGUAGUGCAAGUUCAGUAGAUCCAACUGGUGCUACAAAGGAGAAUGGUGCCCCGUUAAUCUUAUAUCCACCACAGUGGAUUAAUUGUGACAUUCGAUUAAUAAAUAUGUCAAUUCUUGGGAAAUUCUCUGUUAUUAUGGCUGAUCCACCGUGGGAUAUACACAUGGAGCUACCAUAUGGAACAAUGUCAGAUGAUGAAAUGAGGCGUUUGGAUAUACCAUGUCUACAAGAUGAUGGUUACAUAUUCUUGUGGGUCACAGGCAGAGCUAUGGAACUUGGCCGAGAAUGUCUACGUUUAUGGGGUUAUGAACGUAUUGAUGAGAUUAUUUGGGUUAAGACUAAUCAGUUGCAACGUUUAAUCAGAACAGGUCGUACAGGGCAUUGGUUGAAUCAUGGCAAGGAACACUGUCUAGUUGGUGUUAAAGGUAAUCCAAAAGGUGUGAAUAAAGGCCUGGAUUGCGAUAUUAUUGUUUCUGAAGUUCGUGAAACAAGCCACAAACCUGAUGAAAUCUACGGUAUUAUUGAAAGAUUAUCUCCUGGUACCCGUAAAUUGGAACUAUUCGGACGUCCUCAUAACUUGCAGCCUAACUGGAUCACACUCGGGAAUCAACUGGAUGGAACGUAUUUAGUAGAUCCAGCAGUUGUUGAGCGAUUCAAAAAACAAUAUCCAAACGGUUUAGAUGAAAAAGCAAAAUGAAGCAAUAAUAUACUAUAUAUAUUUUUUUUCUAGAAAAAGAUAAUAUCAGAAUAAUACGUAUUCUGAAGAAAAAAAUGUAUAUGUAUAUAUAUGUACAUUUUAUGUAUAAGACUAAUGUAUAUAACAAUAUUAAUAUUUCUAUGAGUGAGAGAGAGAAAUUUUUUGUGUGUAUAUAUGUUGUUACCUCCUCUUUAUGUCUUCCACUUGACUAUUCCUUGCACCUUAUCUUAACUCAUAAGGAAUCUAAUUCUUUACUUGUGAUAGGUCUGUUUAAACCUUGCUGUAUCCAUGGCAUAUUUAAUAAAUCUUUUGUAGAUGGACGUUGUUUUGGAUUGUAGUGUGUGCAAGCAUUAUAAAUUUCUUCCAAUUGAGCACUUGGUGGAUGACGAUUAUUAUUCUUAUAUGUAUAAUAAAACAAAAAACAAACAAGCAUAAACAGCAGGUAAUAAUAAUAAUGCUGCGGCAAUAAUAGAAGGAUAAUGAAAUAUUAAAAUAAUUGCGUAAAUUAUAGCGGGGGAAAAAAAAUGAAGACUGCUUCUCGACAACAUAAUUGUGGUCAUCUGUCUUAUGACUAUGAUUUCAGGCUAUCAUUUCCAUCUUACCGCCUUCACUAAUUUAUCUCAUACUUUCAAAAUCUAAAAUAGCAACUUGAAUUGAUGACGUGCAACAGGAUCUGGUCUUAAAUUUAUGUCUACCUUGGCAUGUAGAUUGCGUCUAAGCGUUCACAUCAGUUCGUGCUGCUGAUUAUUUUGUGAAAAAGUGAAUUGUGUGCAUUUGUACACAUUAAGAUUUAGCUAAAAUGAGUGACUAGGAUAAUUAAGGCACUUGUUAGCAUGUGAGAAUCCGAGUUAGUUCUAUCACACUAAAGUAAACCUUUCAUGAUUCUCUUGUAAUAGCUUUAGUACCAAUCAGCUUCCCAACCGACAGCUGUUACCUUGACAUUGUGGUUGGGUCUGCAUGUCUCAAUGAUUCAACGAACAACACUGGCUGAGACGAAUGCGCGUGUUGUUCCCCUCUGGGAAAGGGGGCUGAAAAAUGUUUUACCCUGUGGUGGCCCGUAACUAGCGGUGACAUUCCGACACAAAUACAGCUCCAAAAGCUGCUUCAAACAGACUCUGUUUGACCAGCGUCAAACAGUUGUGUCCUUCGGUUCGAUGGACACCGGACAAAAAUUUCCUUCUUGUUUCUGCCUUUUCGAGGGGAAAUCAACUUUUGCAAUGCAAUCAACCAAGAAGUAAUAACCACCCAUACACUACAGAUAUUACCUUUGGAUGACGGGGAACGAAAUGUUUGAGCGUUCUGACUCCACAUAUUUGGGAAGAUAAAUCAGCCCUGUCGGACCGACUGCUGACGAAAUUUCAGCUACGAUUCAUGAGACUCUUACGGUAUUCGCCAACUUAUGUUAUCAUUGACGUAGACGUGUCCGGCUAUCUAACAAAGUAGUUGCGUAUUGCUUACCAUUUACCUCCGUCGUUUUUUACAGCUGAGACAUGGUCCCCGAAAGUGAAGACAUGAAGAGGCUAUCCGUCUUUGACCAUAAGUACUCGUGUUUGGUGGUAUAAUAUGGUGAGUAAUAUUGGAAUUGAGCGAUUAGUUGGGUUUGGAGGGGAAGUGUAUCGAUGAGGUUGUGAAGCUGCAUCGACUUUUAUGAUAAUAACAUUUGUUAGGCAUGUUGAACCACUGGCUUCCCCAACGAGCAAUGUUAACUUACAUAGGAUUGAAUUGGAGAAGCGUUAGGGGUGAUCAGGCGAAAACGUGGCAUCAAUCCAUAGAGAACUAGACUGUUAGUGAGAGUCACGUAGGACGCUGUAAACUGACUGGCUGGGGUCCUCGGGAUACUAAGAAUCAACUAGUGAAUGUCCGAAGGUAUUCACGGUGUGAUCUCCCGAGACUAUUAGAAUCUCCAUGUAACCGUUAAUUCCCCUUUUAGUGCAUUUUGCUUGCAACUGUUUUUCCUAUUUCGUUGUGUGACUUUUAUGAAUUGUGGAAACUUGAACUGUUGUGCAAAGUUCUACACUGAGAAUUCAAUUCAGAUAUUAGCUUGAUUAAUAGUGUCUGAGACCCGAAACUCCUCUAUCCUAUGUAAAUCAAAAAGGCUGCGUAACAUCUUGAUGAAAGUUGUAGCUAGCCAAGAAAGAUAUCCGUACUUUUCUCGGUCUCUAAAACUUUUGUGUGUUUUUAAAUUUAUGAUGAGUUGACGAUUACGCUUCACAUGUUAUAAACUUCAAAUCAACUGUUCAUGAUGGAGCAUUUCUUAAUUGACUUUCUGGAAUGCAGUAAUACCUAGUUAGCCCCUAAGGCCAUUUAUGUGCACUAGGCAGUAAUUCAAAACUACAUUAUGUGGGCUGGCUAUAUGUAUAUUAUCAUACAGAGUGAAAAUCUAAAAAAUGGUUGACUGACUGAAAGUCGGGAGACCGUCAAAUUCUUAGGUGAAUAAGCCGCAUCUCCACAAAAUAUAUA
Trichobilharzia szidati is the source of this 4448-nucleotide messenger RNA. The record is from the annotation of a GenBank genome assembly. NCBI's taxonomy places the organism in Eukaryota, Metazoa, Platyhelminthes, Trematoda, Strigeidida, Schistosomatidae.